Messenger RNA from Delphinapterus leucas (beluga whale), 6188 nucleotides. The record is from RefSeq and is a predicted model, not a curated record. NCBI's taxonomy places the organism in Eukaryota, Metazoa, Chordata, Mammalia, Artiodactyla, Monodontidae.
AUGGAGCGCGAUCCUGCGUGUCAGCCUCAGCCGCGGACAGAGGCGGAAUGGGAUGCGGCUCCAGGGUUACCCCCAUGGGAUUGGGACCUAAGGGAUCUGCCAACGUCCAGGGAGCGAGAGUCUGGAGGGGGAGGGAAGGGAAGGGAGGAUUGCGUACCCGGAGCCGGCUCGGCGGCCCGGGGUGGGUGCUGGGAAAGGUAGGAUCCAGGCGAAGACAUCCAUUGAGAGGGCUCCGGAAAGAGGAGAGUCGGCUCUCUGGGAAGCAGGGACCGCGUUCCGACGUGGCUGUGUGUGUGUGUUGCGACUAGAAAGUUGUGGAGUGCUCAGGGUGGCUGCUUUAUCUGCUGAGUAAUCGGCAUCUCCGCGGUGUCGGCGCAGACCCUCUUCCCAGCAAAGUGGCGCGAACGCGGAACUGGAGGCUUUGCCUGGUGCCUUGGCAAAGGAAAAGGGCGCGCGAACACGCGUUCGAGGCGGGGCCGGAGAGGAUCUCCUGGGUACCGCUCGCUCCCUGGCCGGCUUGCUUGCCCGCAGUUGCUCCCUCAGUCCUUCGCUCGCUAGCGCAUCCCCUCCCACACCAGGGAGUAAUUUUGGGUGGCGCGGGCUCCGUCCUCUUCUUGGCUGGUGGGAACCGUGUGCCCAGAAGAGGAAGUCUGGUGUGCCUGGCCCCUCCCAGCCCAGCGCCGAUGAGUGCAAGGGAGCCCAAGGAGCUGAGGCUGGCGCUGCCGCCGUGUCUCCUCAACCGGACCUUUGCUUCCCCCAACGCCAGCGGCACGGGCAACGCGAGCGCCCGUGGCCCGGGCACAGGAGGCGGCGGCGGCACGUGCAUCACGCAGGUGGGACAGCAGCUCUUCCAUUCGUUCUCCUCCACGCUGGUGCUGAUUGUCUUGGUUACCCUCAUCUUCUGCCUCAUCGUGCUGUCCCUCUCCACCUUCCACAUCCACAAGCGUAGGAUGAAGAAACGGAAGAUGCAGAGGGCUCAGGAGGAAUAUGAGCGGGAUCACUGCAGCGGCAACCGCGGCGGCAGGGGGCUUCCCCAACCCGAGGGCGGCCAGGCCCCAAACCAAGCAAAAGAAAGCCGGCUGGAGAAGCAGGGAGGGGACGCUGCCUUCUGCGCCUCAUCCAACGCCUCUUCUUCCCCUGGCCUCCCGUGCCAGCGUCCCUGUGCUCCUCCGCCUCCACCACCGGCCCCCAGUCCGCAAGGAGCGCACACAGCCUCCUCCUGUUUGGACCCAGCUGGCGAGGGCCUUUUGCAAACGGUGGUACUGUCCUGAUUGUCUAGUCCCUCUCCUCUUCCCUUCCUCGUUUCCAGCAUCUUUGCCGUCCUUGCUCUUUUUUCUCCGGCCUUCCUCUUCCACUUUCCUGUGGCCUCCCUUUCCUCUUCCUUCUUUCCUUAUUUGUCUCCCCCCUACUCUUUUUCUCCUCCGCCGAGGCACUGUGCGGUAUUUGUAAAUAUUGGGCGAGGAAAGUCUCGGAAGAAGAAAUAACGCUGAUAAUAAUACUUUAUUAUUAUUAUUUAUAGUAAUUAUUAUAAUAUUAAUAACACGAUCCAAGCGCAUGACAAAUCACAUAAGUUCUCAUUGUCAGUGAAGGACGCGUCUUCCCUCUCCACCCUGCGCCCCCACAGUAUGGAGGAGAGACCGCACAAGCUACCAAACAUGUAAAAGGCGUUGACUCCCUGAACAAAGGGAGUGGAGGGGGCCUGGUAUGUUGUACAUAGCUGUCAAGUUAAGGUUCAGUUACCUUUCUUCCCCUUCACCCCCACUUUUCCUUCAGCUUCCCUCCCUUCUCCAUUCCCACGUUCAGCCGCACUCAGGCAAUAGUAUAUUAUAAAGAAAACGUAAACAUUAAGCACCAGGACCUCAAGAGGCCAGAGACUGUCCCAGAAAAACGUUUAUGACAGGUACCGCUCUCCAGUCAGCCCUCUUCUCACCUUUAGUUAACCAUUCUCUUUUCCAGGACCAGGCAUUUUAAUUUACUUUUAGAAAUGUCCCUUGCUGGCCGAGCAUAAGUUCAUUAAAAAUCUAUAACUGAGUUUUAAGAAGAAAGAAAGAAAGAAAGAAAGAAACAAAGAAAGAAACAAAGAAAGAAACAAAGAAAGAAAAAGAAAGAAUCUACUGCUUUAGUUCUUGCCCUGCUCCCCCAUCUGUACACCUUUGACUUGUGGCAUUUUCAGGAUUCACAGAGGAUCCGGGAGCUGUCCAGACAGAUCUGGUGCUGAAAUUGUCUCAGAACUGGGUACAUUCUUUGGUUGUGCAAGUCGAGGAGGGGAUGUUUUGGAAAGUGUUCUAGCUUUUUGUUGGUUUCUUUCCUCUUUUUCUACAAUCGGGUUUGCGUGUACUCUUGGUUUUCUUCUUAUUAAACAUUGCAUAAGUUACCUUCUUUUGUAAUAAAAUAAAAUAAAAUAAAUUAGGUGAUGUGCAGUACUGAAAGUGCAGUAUCUAACCAACCAGAAUGUUUCAGUUUAAUUUUUAGAACAAGUGCACCUUUGUUAUAUAUUUAUUAUAUUGGUACCAAAUACAGAAGCAAACUAUAAUUCUGUACUACGUCCUCCAAACUGUAUAUUCUUGUUCUUAAUUCCCAGCUGUUGAUAUAAUUAUUACCACUGGAUGAGGAAUUCAGUGGUGCAGGCCUGGCUUCUGCUAUUUCCAGAAGUGUUCUUUUGUACCUUACUCUGUAGUAGAUUGUUAUAAAAAUAUGAUACAUAUGUUUUCUUAUUUCUUUUGUGAAUAACAGGACAACCACAACAGAAAACAAACAAAUAAUGGAUGUGCAGGAAUGCCAUCUAUUAAAACAUGGUUAAUAUUUAAACAGUGCCUGUAGUCCUCCCUGCAUGCAAUUACCACCUGGAGGCAGUGGUGUGUGUGUGCUUGCUUGUACUGUACGUGUUUGGGGGUGAGACUGGCGGGGAUGUUGGGCAAUUUGGAUGACAGGACAUGCAAAUUUUAAAAGAAGUUAAAUCCAGUAACUGCUUGUAGGAUAAAAAUGUUUGCAGCUUGUUUAGUUAGAUAUCUCUGCCUGUAACUGAGAUGCAGCUAAAGGAGUGCUCUCUUUCUCUUUCUCAGUGUGGCUUACCUAACUUCAUUGAAUGUAUGAAGAAAGAGUAAGAAAAAAGUAAGUGAGAGAAAAAGAUCAGUAUUUUUGUUCUCUCUCCUAAUGCCAGAUAAGGCCAUCUAUGUUAGAAAUGGAGUCCACCUAUGGUUAUUUACCACUUGUUUCCUUGGGUUGAUGAUAGAAGGGGCCAGACGCAUAUUAUAAUCUUAAACUAUAUGCAGGCAUCCUUUCUUGGGAACAGAUUUGGAAAAUGUAUGAAUGAGAAUGUUCUACAGAAAGCUCAACCAAAAGAGACCUUACUAACCUGCAGGAUGUAAGGCAAAAUUGCCCCUAAGUGCAUCCCUCUCCCAAGUAACUAGUAGCUCUAGAUUCUCUGUCUUGGUUCCAGGCAUAUGUGCUCUUAUCCAGAGAAAAUAGUACCUCUGAGGUUUUAGGUCAUCUAUUAAAUUGCCCAAACUCAAUCUACAUCUUUUAUAAAAAUAAUUUAGUAAGGUAAAUUUUAAUCACCAUUACAUAUCCACUCAAGAUCUUUCCUGAAGCACAGAGGAUCAUCAUUUUAGCAUGCCGUGUUGUAAUAUUAGGAAGACUAGGUGUAAUCUUUGAGUGCAAUAUAUUAAACAAUGAACCAGAUUCUCUCCAGUGCCUUAGUCACUUCCUAGUAAUAGGUAAAAGAGUGCAUUAACUCCCUCAGGCCACUAGGGAAUCCUUUAGUACAUCAGAGCUCUACAUUGUACAUCAGAAUGACUAAGGCACUGUAAAGAAGAAAGUCCAUUAAUUUUUGUAGCUCACCCUCAUCUAGCUAUAGCUCUUUAAUACCUUAUUACAGAAUGAAUUUUGGACUUGAAAUUUGAAUAGAAUUAGGGAUUCAGAAGGGAGCUUCCUCAUUUCCAAUGAGCUCCACUAAGUGCGUGGAUAUUACUUUGUCCCCCUUAUUAGGUGCACUUUUUACAGUGAAUAAUUUCCCAUUUUAUUAAAGCAAUAAGAUGUUCUGUUGUGAGCAGUGCUGGAUGAUGACUCCAUUUCCUUGGUGCUGAAGCUACUCAUACAUUUUGCCUUAUGAAUCAUAGUGCAUUCAAGGCAUGCAAUAAUAAUCCCCUUUCAAGGAGCAGCCUGUACACUCUAGGGGGUAAUUAUGAAAUCGUCCUGUAUAAUUUUUCCCCAAAGGAAUAGAGGAAACAGGAGAAAUAAAAACAUUAUGUAUAUUGUUUUAAAAGAUCUUGAUACUUCUAAACAUGGGUACACAUCCAUAAUAUGUUCUUAAUGUGCCCCUUUAAAUAUGUAUGCCUUUCUCUAUUAAUUGACUAUGGCUUAAUAUUUUUAAUAGUGCUCUAUGUAAAGAUGAUGUGAUCUGUGAGUCAAAUUUCAUGCUGAGUUAAUAUUCUCAGAACUCUAUAAGCUGGUGGUGUCACUUGAGAUUUUUUAUGAGAUAAGGAAUUACAUGAAAUUCUGGUAAUGCCAGUCCCCACACCAAAUUAUUGCAAUAAGCACAUAUCCAAGCAAUUUGAACAGACCCUGUUUAAAGCAUUACUUCUUAUAGAGCUCAGUUGACAGUCUAAGGAGUUUGGGAUGCUACCAACAGGGCAUUUUGGAUUUCAUUUUAUAUGAAACAAAAAGCAAUCUGGAAAUAGACAAAUUUAUUUUAAGGAUUUUAUUCACUGAUGUCCCGUCAGACUAAUUGCUUCAAAUCCCUAUAGCUACAGCUCAACUUCUGCACUUGCUAUUCAGUAUUCAUAAGGUGGCAUGCUUGAUUCUUAUUGUUUUUAAAGGUUAGAAAAUUGGAGAGAGAAUACCAUUAUGUCAACUGUAUGGGACUCUGAAUCUUAAAGAUGUAGAUGGAUAUAAUCUUCUUUAGAAUUUAUAUACACCCAUAGAUAUGUAUUUAUAUAUGCAUACAUUUUGUACAAAUUUACAAUGGACUUUUUGUAUUCUCUUUUCUGUCAUUACAAGAAUGAGAUGGAAACCAAAUAGUUGUUCCAUCCUCUUAUCCAGAGAGGAUACUGAGAAGUCGGGUAUAUGCAUGCACCUAUUUCUCUGGAGUUAAAUCUGAUGACUUUCUCUUUAUUUAAUGAAAGGGGAGAGUCCUGUUUGACUCGGGGGAAUUGGUAAUUAGAUAAGCUUCCUUUCCUUGUUAGUGACUCAGAUGUAGCAAGAUAAUGAAUUUAUGACCAUAUCUAUGUGGUCUGAAUAUCUAGAUGGAAAGCAAAAAUACCUAGAAGAGAUUUAGGGCCAUCUAGACCACAAACCUGAAUUGUGGCUCGAUUUUUAAUUUUCAACCUAUAUGUGGUGUGGAGAUACAACUUAUAUCUACAUAGCUAAAGGUAAAUCUCUUUAGUUUGAUAAGUAGUUUUUGGGAAAUAUGUAUAAAUUAGCUUUUAAAAAACCUUUGGCAUCUGACUUUUUCCACUGUUUCUAUCUAUAUCAAUUGAAUUAAUUAGAUAAUGGUUAAAACUCCAUUUUCCAUUGUGUAGACAUGCUUUAACUACUUUUAUGUGGGUGACAGUUGAGCAAUUGCUAGCCGAUAUUAUGUGGAAGUUAUAGGUUAAAUUAGAACCAGAAAUUUAACCUGGUCAGGUUCCUCAGGUCCAUUCCCAUGUGAAUCUGGACUUUGAGUAUAAAUCUGAAAAGCCACUUAUCUGAGCCACUCUUUUUUGGAACUAGUGUUUGUGGCUCAUAUGUGUUUUAGUUUACAUUAGAAUAAAUUGACCUACCUAUUGAGGGGGUAUUUAAUCAUUGAAUUGAACAUAAAUCUUAUUCUGAUUUGGUUUUGAUUUAUUCGAUAACAUUUGAGAAACAGUUUCAAUGUUUUGAAAUCAAUAUUUAUUAAUGUCACCAACCUAAUAAUACAAUUGGUGCCAUGUAAGGAUGCUUAGUUUAGAAUAAGAAUUUAAUUAGCUUUAAUUAGGGACAAUGUCUUAUCAAGAUGGUCCUACCUGUAUGAGGCAGGGUCAUGUGAUUUCACUGUUUUUUUUUUUUUCUAUAGAGAGGUUAACAAGCAACAAUAAUGAUGAUAACAAGACCAGCAACAGAAAAAACUGAUUUUGGAACUUGAGUAUAUCCAACAGACAGAAUAAAACAGAUAUCAGAAUUUGUGGAAAUUUUGUUCUGCUUUUCUAUCAAUAAAAGAGUUUUCUUGUUAA